Messenger RNA from Vicia faba (fava bean), 810 nucleotides. The record is from the annotation of a GenBank genome assembly. NCBI's taxonomy places the organism in Eukaryota, Viridiplantae, Streptophyta, Magnoliopsida, Fabales, Fabaceae.
AUGCAACUCUAUAUCAAUCUUGUCUUAGAGAUCGAAUUUGCUCGCCUACAUCGCAUCGCGCCGCCAACACCUCUGAAGCCUAUCCUCAACGUCGUCGUCACCGACGGUGUUCGUCGACAAGAGCACACGCGUGAUCUGUCAAGGAAUUACCAUAAAGAAUGGGACGUUUCACACGGAGCAAGCAAUCGAGUACGAAACGAAUAUAGUUGUGGUGUUACUCCGAAGAAAGGCGAAACCGAACAUUUAGAACUUCUGGUUUUCAAUUCUGGUUUUCUACAGGGUGUAAAUAAUAAGAAGCUACGGGGUUUCAUAAAGUCUUUGAAAGCACUGCAACCUAGUUCCAAUGCUAGAAGCAAUUAUACUGGUGCCAAACCCUUAUUUCCCAAACAUUUCCCAAACAGUAGAAAAAUUACAACUCCAUUUUCCCCUGUUCGUGUUUCCGAUUCUGGUCGCUUCCGAUUCCGAUUCCGUCUUCCUCAACCCCGCCCGAUUCCGAUUGCCACCGCGACUGCCUUAUGCCCGCCCGAUUCCGAUUCGGUAAUAUUCUUUGACCGCCGUUUCGGCCGCCGUUUCUGGUCUUCCUCUUCGACCGCCGUUUCCGGUCGUCCUCUUCGACCGCGGUGGUUUCCAUACAAGUCUUUGGAUCUAUCUGAAGAUAUCGUAGAAGAUGAUGAAGAGGAGUUCAUUAAAGGCUUCUCUCAGAGUCUCACACUUAGUAUACAGAUUGAGUUGGAAAAAUAUAGAGAUAAUGAUUCGGCUGUCUUUGAAGCAAUGAAUAUAGGAUUGAACAAGAACCUGGCAUUGAAAUAA